AUGAUAUCAAUUGACUUGAGGUUACAUGAAUGGCAAUGGCAGUAUCAGAUAUCAAGUACUUUCUUUGUAUUUGUAAUUGUGCCAUUAUUGUGUUAUUUAUAUGCUAAAUACCUUACGUCUCGCCCCAAUCGUUAUAAUAAAAUAGAGGAGCCUAUCAAAAUAGCAAUCCCCAUUCCUGACGAAGCAAAACCUCAUUGGAAAGGCAAAAGGUUAUAUCCCCCUAAUUUGAGUAUCAAGGUUCCGAAUGAACCCACUAAAAUUCAAAGUUAUUGCCCUGCUACUGGCCAAUACUUAGGUACGUUCAAUGCGACCAGCAGAGAAGAGAUGAGCAGACAAGUUGAAAGAGCAAAAGAGGCUCAAGCAUCCUGGCGAAAAUCAGACUUCACACUUAGAAGGAAACUUCUUAAAACGCUUGGUCGUUACUUAAUAGACCACCAAGACGAUAUAGCUAGAGUUGCAUGUAGAGAUAGUGGAAAGACUAGAAUUGAUGCGCUGAUGGGGGAAAUCAUGGUGACAUUAGAAAAAAUCAAUUGGAUAAUUGCUCAUGGAGAAAAAAUUCUAAGACCAUCUAAGCGACCAGGACCCUCUCAUCUAUUGGUGGGAUUGUUAAAAAAUGGGGAAGUAAGGUACGAACCAAUAGGAGUCGUCGCCGCAUUGGUGUCUUGGAAUUAUCCUUUUCACAAUCUUGUGGGGCCAGUUGUAGCUGCGAUAUUCACAGGAAAUGCCAUAAUUGUUAAGUGCUCAGAACAAGUCUUGUGGUCGUCUAAAUGGUUUGUGGAACUACUAAGGACAAUUUUGAAGCUGCUCAAUAUUAAUCAGAACUUAAUUCAAUUAACUUGCUGUUAUCCAGAGGACGCUGAUUUUUUUACCUCAAACCCUGGAAUUUCACAUAUAACUUUCAUUGGAUCUAAACAAGUUGCUCACAGGGUCGUUCUGAGUGCAGCAAAGGAGUUGACACCUUGUGUGGUCGAACUUGGGGGAAAAGAUACAGUCAUUGUCUUGAAUGACGUAAAAAAUCUUGAGCGUCUCUCUUCCAUAAUUAUGAGAGGAACUUUUCAAAGCGCUGGUCAAAACUGCAUAGGAAUUGAAAGAGUAAUUUGUUUGCCCAAAGUGUAUGAUGAAUUGUUACGUAUAUUAGUAGAUCGUGUCAAGAUACUUCGAUUAGGCUCUGAUAUCGAUCAGUUAGAUGAAAUUGACGUGGGUGCAAUGAUUUCGGGUAACAGGUUUAAUCAUCUAGAAGAAUUAAUUUCUGAUGCUGUUGAAAAGGGGGCACGCUUACUUUGUGGUGGUAGUCCAUUUCAACAUCCGAAUUAUCCUCAAGGUCAUUAUUUUGAGCCUACAGUAGUUGCAGAUGUGACACCUGCAAUGAGAAUAUUCCAAGAAGAAGUUUUUGGACCUGUGCUCACAAUGAUUAAAGCCAAGGAUGCAGCCCAUGCCGUCAAAUUAGCCAAUCUGACUGAGUAUGGAUUGGGCAGCUCUAUUUUCGGGAAAGAUUUUGAACAGAUCAAUGAACUUGCGAAUCAGCUCGAAUGCGGAAACGUUGCCAUUAAUGAUUUUGCAACUUUCUAUGUCGCUCAAUUACCAUUUGGAGGUACCAAGAAAUCAGGUUACGGAAAGUUUGGAGGGGAAGAAGGUUUGACAAGUCUCUGUGUUGCGAAGUCAGUAGUCAUGGAUAAACCCUUAUUCAGAAUGUUGGGAGUAGCAACAAGUAUACCUCCUCAAUUAGAUUAUCCGAUCAAGAACGAUAAAGUUGCAUGGAGCUUCUUAAAGAGCCUAAAUAAAGCUGGGUAUGACGAUCGAAUUUGGGAAGUUUUAAAAGCAUUCAAGAAAUUGGUGACGAAGGAGACACAAAAGUAG
Messenger RNA from Priceomyces carsonii, 1857 nucleotides. It is a transcript of the gene MSC7, whose product is annotated as meiotic recombination directing protein. The transcript has a single exon. Gene Ontology annotation, molecular function: oxidoreductase activity, acting on the aldehyde or oxo group of donors, NAD or NADP as acceptor. Bases 1 to 1857 code for a protein of 618 amino acids. NCBI's taxonomy places the organism in Eukaryota, Fungi, Ascomycota, Pichiomycetes, Serinales, Debaryomycetaceae. The record is from RefSeq and is a predicted model, not a curated record.